Zasmidium cellare ATCC 36951 is the source of this 1479-nucleotide messenger RNA. RefSeq names its product glycosyltransferase family 33 protein. NCBI's taxonomy places the organism in Eukaryota, Fungi, Ascomycota, Dothideomycetes, Mycosphaerellales, Mycosphaerellaceae. The transcript has a single exon. Gene Ontology annotation, cellular component: endoplasmic reticulum. Gene Ontology annotation, molecular function: mannosyltransferase activity. The coding region runs from base 1 to 1479 and encodes 492 amino acids. The record is from RefSeq and is a predicted model, not a curated record.
AUGUCGUGGUGGCUGGUCGUGUGGAAUGUCGUGCUAACGGCAGCCAUCAUCACCUCGGCCGUGACCUUCAUCAUCAUACUCGCUCUGCCAACUUCCUACAGCCACUUCUACCCACGCUACUUGACCGAGGAGGCCUUCCCAGAAAAUUGCAAAGAGAACCCUGAGAAGUCCGGCUAUGCCUACUUCAAGAAGCACGUCGACGAAGAUGGGACCGUCAAGAUCGAUGCCAGCGUUCAAAUCGUUGUCCUGGGCGACAUUGGCCGCAGCCCUCGCAUGCAAUAUCAUGCCUUGAGCCUGGCAACACACGGAGGCAAGGUCGACCUUAUCGGCUACGCUGGAUCUGAAGUCCACCCGGACAUCCUCCAAAACUGCCUCAUCAACAUCGUCCCCAUCAAACCCUUCCCUCCGAGACUCCAAACAAACAACCGCCUUCUCUUCCUCCUCCUCGCCCCCAUCAAAGUCCUCUACCAAAUCUGGAGCCUCUACUACGCCCUGGCCUACUGCACCGUCGCCUCCAAAUGGAUGCUCAUCCAAAACCCACCCUCAAUCCCCACCCUCGCCGUCUGCCAGGUCGUCUGCUUCAUCAGAAACACCCGCUUCGUCAUCGACUGGCACAACUUUGGCUACUCGAUCCUCGCCCUCCGCCUGGGCCCCCUCCACCCCCUCGUCAAAAUCUCCGAAUGGUACGAAGGUCUCCUCUCCUCGCACGGCGUCCACGCCCACUUUUGCGUCACCAACGCCAUGCGUCGCGUCCUGAAAGAGAAAUGGGGCAUCGAGAACGCCCUCCCUCUACACGACCGGCCCCCAGAGAUCUUCCAACCCCUCUCUGCAUCAAACCGAAGUGAAGUCCUCCACCGCCUCCCCGGAACAACCAAGUACGCCGACGACAUCCUCUCCGGCCGCUGCCGUCUCCUCGUGAGCUCCACCUCCUGGACUCCGGAUGAAGACUUCUCCGUCCUCCUCGACGCCCUGGUUUCAUACUCCACCACCGUCGAACAGAAACAAUACCUCCCCAACGUCGUCGCCAUCAUCACAGGCCGCGGUCCCCAGAGAGAGCACUACCUGCGCCAAAUCGAAGCCCUCACGAAAGCGGAUAAACUCCAACACGUCAUCGUCACGACGGCGUGGUUGAGUCCGCACGACUACGCCUAUCUGCUUGGCUCGGCGGAUCUGGGCGUGAGUCUGCAUACUUCCUCCUCGGGAGUGGAUCUCCCGAUGAAAGUCGUCGAUAUGUUUGGGACAGGACUGCCUGUGGCGGGGUGGAGUGAUUUUGAAGCUUGGCCGGAACUGGUGCAGGAAGGGAAGAACGGAAGGGGUUUUAAAAGUGUUGAGAGCCUUGCUGACAUCCUCGAGGAGCUGUUCGGUGAAGAUGGAUCGCAGUUGAAGAGUCUACGACAAGGAGCAAUGCAAGAGUGUCAAAGACGGUGGAACGACGAGUGGAUGCCCGUCGCUGGGAAGCUCUUUCAGCUAAAACCAUGA